Molecule: messenger RNA, 1526 nt
Organism: Phalaenopsis equestris
Lineage: Eukaryota; Viridiplantae; Streptophyta; Magnoliopsida; Asparagales; Orchidaceae
Product: pentatricopeptide repeat-containing protein At1g55890, mitochondrial-like
Exons: 1
Coding region: 102-1355 (417 amino acids)
Molecular function (GO): protein binding
Source: RefSeq, a predicted model, not a curated record
UUCCUCACUUCGGCUCACUCUUCCCACAGCCCGUGCAAUCUCCGCCGACAAACCCUCCUCCCAGAAGCUCCAGUCCUCCAGUCCCCUCUAAAGGAGCAGCCAUGCGCGGCAGCUUCGCUUCUUUCAUCCUUAGACGCCGCCUGUCCACUACCGCCGCCCUCAACGCUCCUCCUCCUUCGACUUCCGUCAUUGACACCUCUCCUGCUCCCUCCAAACCCAUAUCCCACCUUAAAUAUGCUCUACUCUCGGAAUCUGACCCCGAGAAGAUAGUUGACCUCCUCCAGUCCUCCACUAACCUCCCUCGUUUCCAUUCUAGUCGCCCACUCUACGACAUAUCCAUCAAAAAGCUCUACCGCUGCCGCCGCCUCGAUCUUGUCGAGCGCCUUCUCGAAUCUCAGAAAGCCUACCCCGCGGCACCUAAAUCCGAGGGCUUUUUCAUCCGCAUAAUGUUACUUUACACCAACGCUUCCAUGCCUGACCUUGCCUUUCGAACCUUUGAGCAAAUCCCCGGCACAGUACGCACGGAGAAGUCUCUCUGCGCUCUUCUCACAGCCUUCCUCAAGCAACGUCGCUUUGACCAAGUUCGCGAUCUCUUCAAUCGCAUUCCCGGUGAGUUUUGCAUUUUCCCUGGCGUGGCCGCGCAUAAUAUUUAUAUUUCCGCUUUGAGUGAUUCUGGUGAAAUGGAUGACGCCCGCAAGGUGCUCGAUGAAUUACCAAAGAAAGGAUUACAGCCUGAUGUCAUUUCUUACAACGUGGUCUUGAGUGGUUAUUUGAAAAAAGAAGAUGGGGUUGGGUUUGUGGAUACAUUUAAGGAGAUGAACAGCAAAGGCAUUGCUCCUAAUGUAGUCACGUACAAUUUGAGGAUGUUGAAUUUUUGCAAGAGGUUGGAGAGCUUCAAGGCUGAAGAGCUACUUGAGGUGAUGAUUUCAAAAGGAAUUCGACCAUAUGUUUUAUCCUUUAAUAUAAUAAUUGAUGGGUUUUGCAAAGAAGGAAAUUUGGAAUCUGCAACUAGGGUUUUUAAGAGAAUGAAAUCUAUGAAACGAGCCAAAGGGGAGAGAGGUUUUUUACCCAAUGCUGAUACUUAUGUUAUGCUUAUUCGUGGCUUGGUGGAUAGCGGAGACUUUACUUCAGCAGAGGAGAUAUGCAGGGAAAGCUUAAUUAGAAAGUAUGUCCCUCCAUUUGAAACCUUAAAAGCUCUCAUCAACGGAUUGGUGAAGGAUUCUAAGGUUAUUGAGGCCAAAUAUCUCUUUGAUAAGAUGCGGAAGGCUGUUAAAGGCUCUGCUGUGAAUUCCUGGACAAAGCUUGAAGCUGAAUGGAAAGAGAAUUAUUUUGGCAGCUCAGACAUUGUCAUUUAAAGGUAGAAGAUGUGACUUUUUGCUCAGAUGAAAAUUACCAUAGUUGAUAGUUUUUGAUUGAUAUUCACUAGCAUUGUUAUUUUUGUUCCAUUGCCUAGCCAACAGUAUGGUGUUCACUUAGGAAGCUAAUGCAUCCUUUUUUUAUGAAGACGGCUUGGAUAUGUUCAUUAU